ACCCCUGCUGUAGGCUGAGCUAGAGAAAGGGUCAAGCUUUUAAAAGGAAUAACUUCAGUGCAUGACAAAGAGAAGACUAACAAACAAAUGAAAUGAACGCAGCAGCCUCCAAAGUGACCAUAGCCUGUUCAGUCAGCACCUGUCUGAAACUCUGUCGACAGAUUCAAAGUUAAAUAUUUAUUUAUUGUUCUACAAGGUGUUUCUUUCAAUUACUCCACAUUUCCCUGUCUCUUUAUAAAGUGCGCUUCUACUGUAGGCUGUUAUGACUACACAGAUCACGUGUGUUGUCCGCUUCAGUGUUUGGAUAAAUAAAGUAGAGUUAAGUAAAUGCAAAGCUGGCGAGUUAAAGCGUCGGACCGAAGUCCACAUUAGAUCAUUUUAUUUGUGAAAUCGAACUCAAACAAACACGGAGAGAAACUAAUCCACCGUCUUCUUCUUACCUUCCUGCCUGCAGUCUAAAACCAGGAUCAACUUCUGGACCAGCUGAACUUUCCCUUGAUAUCCCGGAAAACUGCAGAAAAUAAAACACGCUGUAAAAUUAUUCUACUGACGUCUAGCGUCUGUACAGGGAACUGCUUUAACAGCAACUGCUCUCUUACUGUGUUUGAAACGAAGAAAAACACUGAAAUAUCUUUCACAGUGACUAUUUGUGGAUCAUGAAAGAGUAACUGAACAGGCUGAUGUGCCACUCUUCAUUAAUGAUUGAUAAAGGUAUUGAUCAGCUAUGUUUUAGGGAUUAGGCCUCUGUUUGAGUAAGGGCUCAGUGUCCGCAUAAAGGUGGAUGUGUCCAAGUCUCUCUUCAUGUUUUCGACGUUUUUCUGCCUGGGUUUUUUUACUCUAUGUUGAACUGUUUUAUCGGUUGUUUUAACUUUUAGUAUCCGACAUCGUCAGGAAAAGAAAACUCAAGAUUUUAUUCCAGUUUUAUAAAUCUGCCUCUGUCGUCUACAAACAAUGAAGCUGUUGCUGCUGUGUGCUCUCCUGACAGUCGGACUGACCUCUGGCUACCGCAGUCCCCUCAAUGACUUCCAGCGCUCUGAGGGCCGAGAGCUGGUCCCCACUUCCUGGAACUCAGCUCGAGUCCUGCUCUUACCUGGUCUGGACCUGGAGGACUGCGCCACACGCUGCUCACAGUCUCUGGACUGCAGAGCAUUCAACUACGAGACCCGUCCGAUUGUCACCUGUAAACACCUGCCCUGGGUGAGAGACGGAAGCAAUGCAGAGGUGAAGAGAAACGUGAAUUGUGACCUUUAUGAGAAGAAGGUCUAUGUCAGGAAGUGCAUUGUGGGUAAAGGAGAAUACUACAGAGGGAAGGUGUUCACCACAAGAAGCGGACUCACAUGCCAGCAGUGGUGGUCCAAGUUUCCGCACGAUCACAGGUGGACUCCCACAGCUGCUAAUGGUCUGGAGUUAAAUUACUGCAGGAAUCCAGACGGGGAUCGAAUCGGUCCAUGGUGCUACACAACAGACCCUGAGAGACGAUAUGAGAGCUGCAACAUCCCACAGUGCAGAGAUGAGGUGUGUAUCACAUGUAAUGGGGAGGACUACAGAGGGCAGGUGGACCACACGGUUAGCGGCAAAGAGUGUCAGAGAUGGGACCAGCAGUACCCGCACCAACACAUCUACCAGCCUGAGAAAUAUCCUGAUAAGAGUUUGGAUGAUAACUACUGUCGUAACCCUGACGCCUCUCCGGUGCCGUGGUGCUACACCACAGACAGGGAGGUGGAAAGAGAGAACUGUGAGAUCAGCAAGUGCACUGAGGUGCAGGUUGAGAAGCGUCAGCGCUCCAGCUUCACCACCAACUGUUUCCGGGGUCGUGGGGAGGAUUAUCGAGGCAAAGUCAACGAGACUACCUCAGGUAUCCCCUGUCAGCGGUGGGGUGCACAGUACCCCCACGAGCACCCCUUCUACCCCAACACAUACGAAUGCAAAGGUUUGGAGGAGAACUACUGUCGUAACCCAGAUGGGUCGGAGGCUCCCUGGUGCUUCACAUCUGUGCCUGAGAUGAGGACGGCUCUGUGCUUACAGAUCAAACGCUGUGCAGAUGACAUUGAGGCUGAGGAUUGCUACCAUGAAAAUGGGAAAAACUACAGAGGCAUGGUCCGCAAAACUCGUAAGGGCAUCACCUGCCAGAAGUGGAAUAUAAAUACACCUCACCAGACCCGGAUUAACCCACUGACUCACCCUGAGGCCAAUCUGACUGAGAACUACUGUCGUAACCCAGAUGGGGACCAGCAUGGACCCUGGUGCUACACCACUGACCCCAAAACUGAGUUUGACUACUGUGCCAUCAAACAGUGUGCUGGAGAGAGAGUGUCCAUGACUGAACCUGUAGAGGAGGGGGAGUUCAGUGGGUGCGGCAAGCGAGAUGACCGCGUUCCCAGGACAAGGAUGCGCAUCGUGAACGGGAUUCCAGGGAACUCUCCAUGGACAGUGAGUCUCAGAGACAGGAAAGGAAACCAUUUCUGUGGAGGAUCCCUGGUGAACCCCAGAUGGGUGAUCAGCACCAAGCAGUGUUUCUCCUCCUGCUACGUGGACCUCCCUGGCUACACGGCCAUGAUGGGAACACUGUUCCGAGAUCCCAGUGAAGGCGAGCCUGGUGUGCAAACCAUCCCUCUCACCAAGAUCGUCUGUGGACCCUCGGAGUCUCAGCUGGUCAUGCUGCAACUUGAAUUCCCGGCCCAGUUUAAUGAGCGUAUCUCUCAGAUCUGCCUCCCUCCUGAGCGCUACAUUGUACCCGAGGGGACGUCCUGUGAGAUUGCAGGAUGGGGCGAGACCAGAGGGACUGGAGAUGAGACUGUCCUCAAUGUGGCCCACAUACCUGUCCUCAGCAACAGGGAAUGCAACAAAUACUUCAGAGGUCGAGUUCGAGAGAAUGAAAUGUGUACAAACUCCUUCCAGGGUGGAGUGGGCGCAUGUGAGAGAGACUACGGCGGCCCUCUGGCCUGUCAGAACAGAGAAUGCUGGGUACUCGAGGGUGUGAUCAUCCCCAUGAGGCGCUGCGGACACCCGGGGCAGCCCAACAUCUUCAUCCGUGUGUCUUUCUAUGUGGACUGGAUCAAGAAGGUCAUGGAGAUGGCUUAGAGAAAGUUUCUGCCAUCGAUCAGGGACUGAUCAAAUACAACGUUGAAGCCCUCAAAACCAAAUAUUCACAAAAUGAUGUACAUUUUUAUCUCCUCUGAUGUCUGUCUCUUUUGCAUUAAAAAUAUUAAGAAUACAA
Notolabrus celidotus (New Zealand spotty) is the source of this 3217-nucleotide messenger RNA. RefSeq names its product macrophage stimulating 1 (gene mst1). The transcript is spliced from 18 exons. Lineage: Eukaryota; Metazoa; Chordata; Actinopteri; Labriformes; Labridae. The record is from RefSeq and is a predicted model, not a curated record. Bases 952 to 3081 code for a protein of 709 amino acids. Gene Ontology annotation, biological process: proteolysis. Gene Ontology annotation, molecular function: signaling receptor binding; serine-type endopeptidase activity.